Pelecanus crispus (Dalmatian pelican) is the source of this 2541-nucleotide messenger RNA. The record is from RefSeq and is a predicted model, not a curated record. Lineage: Eukaryota; Metazoa; Chordata; Aves; Pelecaniformes; Pelecanidae.
CUGCUAGGGAACAGCAGAUACUGGAGAAAGAGAGAAGAGCAAAACUUCAAUAUGAAAAACAAAUGGAGGAGCGAUGGAGAAGACUGGAGGAACAGAGGCAGAGAGAGGAGCAGAAGAGAGCAGCUGUCGAAGAAAAACGGAGGCAAAAGCUUAAAGAGGAGGAGGAACGUUUAGAAGCCAUGAUGCGUCGGUCCCUUGAACGAAGCCAGCAGCUGGAACAGAAGCAGAAGCGAUGGUCGUGGGGAGGAGCACUGGCUGCAGGCUCAGGAGGGAGAGAUGGUGAAUCAGAAAAUACCCCACCCCCUGUUCUAGGUUUAGCUGCCAACACCCUUCCUCCAGACCCUGUGACCUCUACUGCUCCUGCUGAUUCCUUCAAUGCAUGUGACAAACUUUCAGCUUCUACAAUGAAUCUGCCAAAGCAAAUGGAAUCGCCAAUCAGUAAGCGCCUCUCCUCCUCCACAGCGGCAAUAACACAUUCCCCCGACAGAGCACCAGCUAGUCCUCUUAAAUCUCCCUACAAGCCUUCCCCCACCCGAAGCACUGACAGAAAGAAGGCAACUUCACCCUCCACUUCCGAUGCCAUGAAAGGGGCAGCUGCAGCUGAAGUUACUCAGACUGAGAAGAUAAAGAAAGAGAAGCGACCCACAACACCUGCUUCAUCAUCUGGUAUGGGAUCGCCUCUAAGAAGGUCUGAUUCUCCUGCUGCCAUGUCCCGAAGAUCUGCGUCACCUGCAACACCUAAGACAGUUGCAAAGACUUAUCCUCAGUCUCCUAAAAACGCCAAACAAUAUCCAGCUUCUCCUGUGAAGCAUCGUGCUACUUCUAAUCUCAACCAGGAAACUCCUAAAAAGAAAGCAGACAAGGAGAAAGAAAAUGUCAGUCAUCAAAAAUCCUCGGGAGCACGCACUGAUGAGGCAGGCCAGGUGACUUCUGAGAAGCAUGUGCCUUCUGCAGGAAAGACUGAAAAUAGUGAAGGAAAGAUCACGGCAGGAACAACUGAUGCAGAAGAAGCCUCAAAAAUUCUAGCUGAAAAAAGACGACAGGCCCGUCUGCAAAAAGAACAAGAAGAAAGAGAGAGACAGGAAAGAGAAGAACGGGAGAGGCUUGAAAGAGAAGAACAGAAAAGAAAGGCAGAAGAAGAAAGACUUCGUCUAGAGGAAGAGGCUCGUAAGAAGGAGGAGGAAAGAAAAUGUGAAGAAGAAGCAGCUAGAAAAAAGGCAGAAGAGGAAGCCAGGAGAAGAGCUGAGGAAGAGCAAAUGCUAAAAGAAAAGCAAGAGAAAGAGCUCCAAGCCAAACUUGAGAAACAGAGGGAAGAAGCAGAAAUCAAAGCCCGUGAGGCAGCUGAACAACUUCGUCUUGAAAGGGAACAAAUCAUGCAGCAAAUUGAGCAAGAAAGACUGGAGCGGAAGAAGAGAAUAGAUGAAAUAAUGAAGAGAACAAGGAGGAGUGAAGCACCAGAAAUAAAGAAGGAAGAGCCAAAACUGGAGGUACCAUCAACUUUGAGCGUGGAAAAGCAACCAAAGGACCUUGUUCUCAACCAGCCAGAGAUCAAUGGAUUGGCAACCUGCCUGAAAAAUAAAAGCUUAGAAAGUGCUGCCUCUGUAAUCCCUUCCCAAGAUGUAGUUGCUAAUGGACUAAAGUCAGUUCCAGGACUUAUUCAGCUGGAAGCUGUUGAUGGGAAGUCUAACAGCAUGGAAGAUUCAACAGAUGAGGUUCAGUCCAUGGAUGUGAGCCCAGUUUCAAAAGAAGAACUUAUCUCUAUCCCCGAAUAUUCACCCAUGAAUGAACUCAUGCCUGGUGUUUCUUUGGACCAAAAUGGGACAAGUAAUGCCAAGGCUCUUGAAGAUCUCUUGGAUUUCACAGGCCAAGCUACAUACUCCAAGAUGUCCAGUGAUACCAUUAGCCUAGAUGACUGUAACAAAAACUUGAUUGAGGGAUUUAACAGUCCAGGACAGGAAAAUACACUUAAUUCUAUCUGUUGACAACCUCGCUUUUCCGCAGAACAGAUAAAGAGAUAGCAAUUUGUGGAGGAUAUAUAUCCCUGUGAUGCUACUGGCAGUAAAAUAUGAGCCUGUCACUCGAAAAAGCUUCUGCAGUCCUUGAACACUGGAUUUCAAAUAAUCAGAGCUGAAUAUAACUUUGUCUUCCCAGGGAAUAUGUUGAAUAACAGGCUGCUUUUGGUAGAAACCAAUGAACUAGAGCCUUGAUGGUUUCAGGGAAGACUGAGGGUGCAUUAGAAUUUGAGCUUUAGCUGCUAAUAAAGCACUAUUUCUUCUUUUAAUUUAAAAUUCAUCUCAACACUUCACUGUGAUUUUUACUUGUGCAUUUUAUUUUGAAAUAAUCCUUCUUUAAGCUUUAUCGUACAUCCAUUUAGACAUCUCUUUCUUGUAAAUAAUGAUGAAGUUUGCCCACGGUGCAUUGAAAUGAAAUAAUAUACUGUACUUUAGUUUUGUGCCUAUCUUUUUUGUCUUUAGUAAGGAGUUAUUGGCAACUUUUAUGCAGGUGUAUAAUUCAAAACUAUAGCUGAAGAGGCUUAAAAAA